UAGUAGAGAUAGAAAGGGGUCUCCGCCAAAAUCAUUCGGCCAGGAGCCCGCAUUUUGGAUUGGCCAUCGCGGUAAGCUGCCCGAUCGCUCGCUGCUCCCCUCGACUGGCUGCCGAUUGAUGCAAAGAUCGCUGGUGCUGCGACGGGAGAUCGCAAACGGGCAUGGCGGGCGUGCGGUGGAGGAGGAUGGAGUGAGCAUGGAUUCGCCACGCAAAGGCAGCGGCGGCGGUGUGUGUGAGAUGGCUCCUCUAGCGGGAUAUAGGAAAUGGGGACUUUUGGGCAGUUUCUUAGUCACAGCAGUGGUGCUAGUGGUUUUCCUGUGCCACACCGAGUCCCGGCGCGAGCAGGAGAUCUUCCAAGACGCGGAGGUUUUGGAAGAGCAGAGGAAGAACAGGAUGGCAGCGGUGGAGGAGAAGUUCGCGUUCCAUGACACUGUCGACGCGUUUCGAAGAUGGGACGAGAGCGUGGGGUGCUCUCGGUUCCGGCAGAGCUUCCGCAACUUGACCGGGGAUUUUGUUCCUCGCCCGCCUUGCUUCCAAGACCCGGAGAUCAAGUGUAGCAAGCUCCGGAAGAAGCACGUCGGGAUCCACGUAAAGUCGUGGACGUGGAUCCCGGACAACUUGGAAAACUUGUACUCUUGCGGCUGUGGAUUGAGCUGCCUGUGGACGAAGUCUCCCGUGCUGGCCGACAAGCCGGAUGCGCUCUUCUACGAGUGGAACAAGCCUCCCGUGGAGAGAAAACCGGGAGACCCUCUACGCAUCUACAUCGAUAUCGAGCCCCAGAAGCAGCGAGCCCCCGCUCAGGACAUUUUUGUGAGCUACCACCAUAGCUCGGACGUGCAAGCGACGUACGCUGGCGCGUUGUUUCACAACUCGAGAAAUUACUACAUAUCUCCAACCAAAAACAAGGAAGUUCUCGUUUACUGGUCCUCGUCGAGGUGCCUUCCCGAGAGGCAAGAGACCGCGAGCAAAUUCCUGGCACUCGUGAACCACCACUCGUUUGGGAAAUGCCUCAACAACGUCGGGGAGAGAGACGCGGCUCUGGAAAUGUAUCCGGAGUGUAGGCAGGAAGGGCAGGACCAGCAAUGGAACCAACAUCUGCACUGCGCGAUGUCGCACUACAAGUUCGCCUUGGCGAUCGAGAACACGAGAACCGAAAGCUACGUCACGGAGAAGCUCUUCUACGCCCUUGACGCCGGGACGAUCCCCAUAUACUUUGGAGCUCCCAACGUCAUGGACUUCGUGCCUCCCAAGUCGAUCAUCCUGGCCAGCGAGUUUAGCAGCAUGGAGAGUCUGGCCGAGUUCGUCAAGGGACUGGCUCAAGAUCCAGUCCGGUAUGCCGAGUACCACGCUUGGAGACGGUGCGGAGUGACUGGGAAUUACUACUGGGCCAGAGCGCUCAGUCUUGAUUCUCUUCCUUGCAGGCUGUGUGCUUGGAUAAGCAGGAACUAGACUGAAACAAUCAUUUUUGUGUCUGCUCAGCACAAGAUCGGUUUGUAUCAUGAAUCUUCUUUGUCGGUUGACAUACUGGAUAUUAAGAGAUACACAACUAUAAUUGGCAA
Molecule: messenger RNA, 1560 nt
Organism: Selaginella moellendorffii
Lineage: Eukaryota; Viridiplantae; Streptophyta; Lycopodiopsida; Selaginellales; Selaginellaceae
Product: alpha-(1,4)-fucosyltransferase
Exons: 3
Coding region: 119-1450 (443 amino acids)
Cellular component (GO): membrane
Molecular function (GO): alpha-(1->3)-fucosyltransferase activity
Source: RefSeq, a predicted model, not a curated record